This is a messenger RNA of Cherax quadricarinatus, 2305 nucleotides long. RefSeq lists its product as uncharacterized. Gene Ontology annotation, biological process: regulation of transcription by RNA polymerase II. The record is from RefSeq and is a predicted model, not a curated record. Gene Ontology annotation, cellular component: transcription regulator complex; nucleus. NCBI's taxonomy places the organism in Eukaryota, Metazoa, Arthropoda, Malacostraca, Decapoda, Parastacidae.
CGCGCGGGCAAACAGUUGCGUGCGGGCUGCCGUAGCGGGCAGAGCCUCGUCACCCAGGCUAUUUGGUGUUCUGUGAAUACACGUCUGAUACACGCAUCUCACACAUCUGUUACGUGUCUGUUACACGCCUGUCACACGUCUGUUUACGUGUCUGUUACAGGCAUGAAUCAACAGCUCGAAAUGGAAAGGUUAAUUGAUAUUGUAAGAAACAACGAAAUUCUCUAUGAUGUGAAUAAUAAAGGUUACAAAGAUAGUAUAAGAAAGAUUAAUGUGUGGAAGAACAUAGCUCAGCAGGUUGGACUAGAAAAUGGAGAAGCAGCAAAGGCCAAAUGGAAAAACCUUCGAGAUUCUUACGUCAAGUUCCUCAGAACAGAGAAGACAACAGGAAAAACUGCUAAGAAGUAUAAGAAGUGGCCGUGGGCCACCCAGCUGGAGUUCCUGAAGCCUCAUGUAGUUGAUAGACAGACAGAAAACGUGCAGGAGAGUAGUCAGGCUGCUUUCAAAGAGCUGGAUGACCUGCACCAUACUGUUGCAGAACCCCAAACUGACAUCCUGGAGAAAAUAAUUGAACCUCCCCGAAAGAAAAAGCCGACUAGAAAUAAUACCUCUGCCGCUGUGAUCAACUCUGCUGAUAAUACUCUUGAAAUUUCGCAGGAGACUGGAUCGAGAAAGUUAGAACUGGAUGCCACCGAACAUUUGUUUUUAAGUCAUGCAAAAACUGUCAAAUCUUUUUCUAAGAGAAGGCAAGCAUUAGUAAAAUUGAAAAUAUCUCAGUUAAUAGUAGAAGCUGAGCUGGAGGAAAUCAGUGAGUUUGAGGGCCAGGGGCUGCACCAUUCCCUAGCACCACCACAAGCCAUGUAUGACCAUAAGAACAUCAAAAUAGAAGAGCACUGCGGUAUGCCGCCUGGACAAUACUAGGCAAGUCUUGGUUUAGAAAGACUCGUAAGUAAACAUUAGGACAUAGAAAAAGUUUUGGUCUUGGGACCUGGAUCAAGGUUCCAGGACUAAAACUUUUUCUAAUAAAUACGUCCAAGUGUUUGCUUAUGUGUCUUUCUAAACCAGUUUGUGGGUAUCUAUUACUAAGGUUUAUACCAUACAGGCAAGUCUUACUCACACUCAUCCAUUCCCAACUCAUAUAUGUUUAAUAUAUUAAAAAAAAAUAAAAACACGAAACGGGUGGGAUUUGAACCCAUGGCAAGUGAGACCUAAACCUCCAGGCCAGUGCGUGGUUUGCAAUCGUGUUAAUACGAUUUCGUGAGUCGUACUUUUAAAGUUAUUGAAGUAUUAGCUUCAAUGACGCUACCUGACAGUUUAUCUCACUCGUCUGUAAACUGUUAUCAUACUAGUGUUUUCCGGCAACCUUUCUAAAUCUUAAUUUAUCCAGCUUGAAGCCAUUGUUUCAAAUUCUUUCUUGGUUCUUUAUGUCUGUCUUCCACUUGGACAUGUCCAUCAUAUCUGCCACAGUUUUUGCCUCCCAAGAAUGCAAGCUCAGAGAUCUCAAACCCCCCAGAAAUCUUAAAUUUUAAAAGGGGUGGACCGGAAAAGCCAGCUAAAGGCCUCUGUUAGAGGACCAAAAGCUCCAGUGGUGGGCCAUGGCUAGAACCCACCUCAGGAAACACGUGUCCUGUUUCCUGACAAAUAAAAUGAUUACGACAAGUUCACCACUUCAACUGGAAAAAAGGUUUUGAUACAAGAAAUUGGAGUUACCCUCUCGCUCCCCGUCUUUCAUAGAUCAAAUCUGAUUACGUCUUAUCCUCACGUGGUAUGACCCCUUAUGAGUUUUAGCGCUUCCUCGUGAAUAUUACAGUGCAAAGUAAGAUGAGAGUCCCUUGGUUAGGUUAUUUUUCUUUUCCCGCCGGAUUUUUGCCUUAAAAUUGAAUGCAAUAUUAAACAGAAUUUUGAGUCCAUCCUUAUAGGUAAGUUUCUUGUUACAGGGGAUUUUGUCAUCUUUCUGUGUUUGCCUUCCAGUUAAUUUAGGUCCAUUUUGUAUUAAUGAGAGACCAAAACUGAGCAGCUUUGUAGAAUUUAAUACUAUAUCCUAGUACAUUUCCUGUACAUACCAAGAUUUAUUAUCUAUUUAAAUAUCUUUAACAAUAAAAUAUUUAUUUAGAUAAUUUGAAGUUUUUUUGUGCUUACCUUAGUUAUUCUAAACUAGUAAUAAUGUUAGAAUUAUGUUACGUAAAAGAAAAUAGAUGUAACUAAUGUGACAUUUUAUUGUGACAACGUUUCGCUCUCCAGGAACUUUGUCAAGCUGUUACAAACAAUACAAGGACACAAAAGGUAUAUAACAGCUGUAGAAGUAGAA